AUGUCAGGAGAUAACUCCGGAUGCGGCACCGUGCCGUUUUGCGGAACUCCGACUUGCGAUGGACUCACCUGUGAAGCGGAACAGGUGCAGAGGGCACACAUUCGGCUGCAGGCUGAUCAACCUGUUAUCCCGGUGCCUGUCUAUCAGGAAAUCCAGAAGCGGGAUAAGUACAUAGAGGUGCCGCAAGUAGAGGUCAAGGAUAGCAUUGUUCCCAAGGUUUAUAAUCAGUCUGCUGUUCACGAUGUUCCCAAAGUACACGUUGAUUGUGGCGAGAGGAACCUCGCCAUUGAGACAGAAAAAAUCAUUGAGAGAGAUGUAGAUGUCCCGGUGCACGUGGGAUACGCACCUCAGUUCGUCCCCAAGUGGGACAUACGCGAGGUGCCUCGGCCCGUUCCCAAGUAUGAAGGCGAGCAACAAAUCAUUGAGGUAGAAGUGCCCCAAAUAGAGUACAAGGAUACCUAUGUUGAAAAGGAAGUGGUGGUAGACGUCAAGGAGAAAAUUGUCCCCAAAGUGACGGAAGUUGUUAAGGAGGUAGAGGUUAUGCAGUACGAGUGGAAAGAGAAGUAUCAAGACGUCCCCGUAUACAAAUAUGUCCCUAAGUUCGACGUUGAGCUUGAUUGCCCUCCCCCGCUUAUUGUCCCAUACACGGAGACUCGUUAUGUCCAAGAUGAACCCCAAACGUCCAAUCCCUACUGCGGCUGGUCGGCUUGCUGUGCGCAAGUGCAUCAAGAGCCUCACAUCAGAACGGUGGAGAAGGCCGUUCGCACCGAGCAGCAAAGACUCUAUCCAGGCUCUGCCCAGCUUACUGAGGCUAACGUGAACUACCCAGUGGGGCAAGAUUUUGCCUCUCAUUUCCAACAAAAUACUGAAGAACGGGUCCUUAGAGGGAACAGUGUCAGCAAUAGCCCCGUUCGUCCAGCAGGUCUACCCCAGCUCCCCCCUGGCCCUGUUUAUCCAAAGCCCACUCCGCAGGUAGGUGCCUCUGAUAAGCAGAAAAGCAGUGGGGCUCGCUUAAACGAGAAAAAGCCGAGCUUUUGGAGCUGGUUAACUGGAAAGGGGGAGGCACAGAAGCCGACGCCUGCUGAGAAGUUCGGAUAUCCAGAAAACAUGCCGACGGAUUUCGCCGCUGCCUUUCAGAACCAAGGAGCACCAGAGAGUCGAGGAGGCACCCAAGAUCCUGCAGAUGCUGAGACGGUUUCGGAAGAGAAGAACAAGCCUUCCGAUGAGCUAGAGCCAUCUGUUGUCUAUCGUGGCGCCGUCAAUAAACCACCUGAGUACGGAGGAGAGCUGGAUCCUAUAUCCUUCAAGCUACAUGCGAUAGAAGUCCACCAGUUUGUUCCUCUCCCGAACACGGAGCCCCCAGAGUUUGUGAAGGCCCUCUCCAAUGGAAUUAUGACAAGUGAUGUCACUGGACUAGAAAAAUUCUUCGGUGGUCAUGUGCCACCCGGUUGGGCUGACCCCGAUGUCACUGGCAUUCCCGCCACCACCAUGAGUGACAUCUUGUCAGGAAACGCCCAGAAUGUAGGGAUAAUGAGCCCCCUGGUGUGCCAGCUGUCAUCGCAAUUUGCUAAACAAGGCUUCGUGCCGGGCGGUACACAAGAUAUGACUCAAGUCGGAUCAUUCAAGCGCAACACGUCUCAGCCUCAUCCGUAG
Molecule: messenger RNA, 1653 nt
Organism: Eimeria acervulina
Lineage: Eukaryota; Apicomplexa; Conoidasida; Eucoccidiorida; Eimeriidae
Exons: 5
Coding region: 1-1653 (550 amino acids)
Source: RefSeq, a predicted model, not a curated record